AUGCCAGCUGGUACACUUGAAGUGAUUGUUGCCGAAGGACGUCAUCUUAAAGAUGAGGAUACUUUAGGUCAAAAUGAUGCCUAUGUUGAACUUUACUUAGAUAAAAAAUAUAAGCAACGUACAACUACAAUUUCGAACUCGAAUAAUCCAACAUGGAAUCAACAUUUUACAUUUAAUCUUCAAAAACACGAUGAUGAUAUACAUUUUCAUGUUUAUGAUGCUGAUGUUGUUGGUCGAGAUUCAAUUGGCAACUGUAAAGUAAAAUUGAAACAUGUUUUUGACGAUGGAAAAUUUGAUGAAUGGGUAAAAUUACCAGCUAACUUAGGUUUAUCAUCCCAUGGAGAAAUUCAUAUUAUUAUGCAUUUUAAACCAUCUUAA
This is a messenger RNA of Rotaria socialis, 378 nucleotides long. Lineage: Eukaryota; Metazoa; Rotifera; Eurotatoria; Philodinida; Philodinidae. The record is from the annotation of a GenBank genome assembly.